This is a messenger RNA of Lachancea sp. 'fantastica', 1500 nucleotides long. The record is from the annotation of a GenBank genome assembly. NCBI's taxonomy places the organism in Eukaryota, Fungi, Ascomycota, Saccharomycetes, Saccharomycetales, Saccharomycetaceae.
AUGUCUUUUGUGCCAAACGAAAACUCCCACGAUGCCAGACCUCGAACUUUGAAGUCUACCCGCGCUGCUCUGAAUAAUGUAACCAACACCACCGUUGCACAGGAAGCGAAAACCUCGAAUACAGGUGCUCGUUCGUUGGGAAAAGCGCUACGCACCGCCAGGUACCGACUGCAAAAUGCCAAAUCGGCCGGUUCUUUGAUCCCACAAGCUAGACGUGAAGACACGGAGCAAGAGGGCUCGUCAGCAACUUCCAAGAAUGCAAAUCGGUCCAGCAUGAGCUCCAUAAGCUCCACAAAUGUCAUCAGUGCUAAUUCAUCAGAGAUUGACAAGGAAAACAUGGAUCCAUACGUCACGAAACUACCCAGCAUUGACGAAGAACAACAGCUGUCCCAACCGCAAUCGAUAUCGAAUUCCAAUGACAUGCUCAAUUACAGUACGAACCAAACAAUGCUCAAGGACUCAGACCACAGUAGUGUGAUGCAAACAGAAAUUCCAAACAGUAUAGAUCAGGAGCACGUCAAUGAACAAAACCCGGAUGAGCUAGCAGAAGCGCUUAGUGAUGUGAGCAAGAAAAGACCAAUAUCAACCGUUGUGGAACACGACGACCCUAAAAAGUUCAAAGUUUGUGCCAAGGGAACCGAAUACGAAUGGGAAGAUCUCGAUGCCGAAGACGCCAGUGACCCGUUUAUGGUCAGCGAAUACGUCACGGAUAUUUUCGAGUAUCUACACAAACUGGAAAUUAUGACAUUGCCCAACCGCCAUGAUCUUUACAAACAUAGUAACAUUCGUCAAAACAGAGAUAUCCUGGUGAACUGGAUGGUCAAAAUCCACAAUAAAUUCGGUCUUCUUCCGGAAACACUCUACCUUUCUUUGAAUAUCAUGGACAGGUUUCUCUGCAAAGAGCUAGUACAAUUAGAAAAAUUACAACUAGUAGGCACUGCGUGUCUUUUCAUCGCAUCCAAAUACGAGGAAGUUUACUCGCCCAGCGUCAAGCAUUUCGCAUACGAAACCGAUGGCGCCUGCGAUGAAGAUGAGAUAAGAGAAGGUGAAAAGUUCAUUUUGAAAACACUUGAGUUCAACCUCAACUAUCCCAACCCAAUGAAUUUUCUGAGAAGGAUUUCGAAGGCUGAUGAUUACGAUAUACAAUCCCGAACGCUGGCGAAAUACCUUUUGGAAAUAUCAGUGGUUGAUUUCAGGUUUAUUGGGGUUUUACCGUCCCUGUGUGCUGCAACGGCAAUGUUUCUUUCAAGAAAGAUGUUAGGGAAGGGAAAAUGGGAUGGAAAUCUGAUCCACUACAGCGGCGGUUACACAAGAGAAGAGCUUGCACCAGUGUGCAACAUGGUUAUGGACUAUCUGGUUCAGCCUGUGAUCCACGACGAAUUUUUCAAGAAAUACGCAUCUAGAAAGUUCAUGAAAGCAUCAGUGAUCUCGAGACAGUGGGCCAAAAAGGUUGUUGCUCACGGUUACGAUAUCAUGACUUUGCAUGAAACCUCAGAGUGA